This is a messenger RNA of Patella vulgata (common limpet), 2269 nucleotides long. RefSeq lists its product as uncharacterized. The coding region runs from base 815 to 1171 and encodes 118 amino acids. NCBI's taxonomy places the organism in Eukaryota, Metazoa, Mollusca, Gastropoda, Patellidae. The record is from RefSeq and is a predicted model, not a curated record. The transcript is spliced from 4 exons.
GUUCGUUAGGGCUAGGUUCAGAGUUAUGAUUAGUGCUAGCCCUGUUGACAUCUCGUGACCUUAGACCAAACUUGAAGUUGGCUAAUUGGCCUUAUGAAAUAGAUCUAACCCGGCAACCAUCUAACCCCGUGCCACCGCCAGGGUCAGGGUUAGGUUUAGGAUUAGUGCUAGUCCUGUUUACAUCUCGUGACCUUUUACCAAACUUGAAGUUGGCCUUAUGAAAUAGAUCUAACCCGGCAACCUUCUGACUCCGUGGCACCACCUCUAAAAAAACGCAUUAAGGGGGGGCAACUCCUGCAAAUUUGGCCAUGUGUCUUCUCCAAAUUAUUUUUUAGCCCUCAGCUACUUUAUUUCACAUAGAAUUUCGAACAAAUCGAUUGCUAGUAGAUAUAAUCUAAACAAGGAAUGACUAUUGGUGGUCUUACUAUAAUUAUGAAAUGCAUUAUUAGAUUUGCGUGAUAAAACACGAAAUAUUCCCAGUCAUGUUUGUUUAUAUUGACAACUCGUCGCGUAUUAUUGCGCUGUUUACCGUUAAAUGAAAACAGAAAACAAAAUAAAAAAUAAACUUUCUAGAACCUGUGUAAACAAACCUAAACUGUAAAAGCUGUAUUGCAUAUCUUUAAAGUGGACUAGCGCGUGUUAAUAAUAGAUAGAGUCAUAUAUUGUCCCGAACUAUAUUCUUCAAUAAGUAUUCACAUGAGUGAAGUGAACAGAUAGCAACUAACAGUAAAUCGAAAGUAUUUACCGCAUUAGUGAAAAUUAAUUAUUUAUCACAACUUUACACGGAGACCAACUUGUAUAUCACGCAUACAGUAUGAAUUCGGAAAUUUGUAGACGUUUUGAAGGCCCACCACAACCAAGAAGCGCGGCAUUUUUAAUGCAAUGUGACCGCAUUAGAAAAGAUGAAGAAACAUCAAAUAAAGUAUCUCAAUUAAGAUUAGAAAAACAGAUAAAUGAAAGAGCUUUAUGGAAUGAGGAAUUAGAAGAAAAAUGUCAGUUUAAAAAAGUAAAAGAAAAUAUGAAACAAAUUCAAGAAGAAUUAAAAAUGGCCACAAAAGCUGCAAUAGAGAUUAGAAGGGUAGCAUUAAAACAUCAAUUAGAAGCAGAUAGGAAUCUGUAUAAUCAAGAAUUCAUAUCACAGGGCAAGACAUUUUACAAGCAAAGAAUAUAAAUGUUUCAUCUAUACCCAAGUCAGCCAUGAACAAUAAAUAUGAAUAAGACAGAGGUGUAGUUAUCUGGAAAAAGUUUUUAAAAAAGAUGAAUUUAUUAUGUGAUACGUUUUUUUGUUCUGAAUUUGUGCUAAAGACAGUCAUUUUAUAUAAUGAUAUUCCAUACUUUAGAACAUUUGUUAUGUUAUGAUAUAUUUUAUGUAUAUUAAUAAUCUAUACACAAAUGAUGUUAUUUUCUACCAUUCCAGCAUUAUAAAUCGAAGAAAGAUUUAUUUAUAAACUUUUAUUAACCUGAGGGACAACAUCAUUCUUAUAUUUUACAAUAACAGCAUUAAGGUUUACUGACAGCUUUAAGAUAUCCACUCAUCAUAAUUAAGAUAUAAGAUUUAUUUAAGAUAUUAAAUUUUGUGAUAUUUAUUAAAAUGUAAGACAUCAUUCUUAUAAUUUACCAUGUUAUUUUCUACCAUUCCAGCAUUAUAAAUCGAAGAAAGAUUUAUUUAUAAACUUUUAUUAACCUGAGGGAGAAGAUCAUUCUUAUAUUUUAUAAUAACAGCAUUAAGGUUUACUGACAGCUUUAAGAUGUUCACUCAUCAUAAUUAAAAUAUAUAUAAGAUUUAUUUAAAAUAUUAAAUUUUGUGAUAUUUAUUAAAAUGUAAGACAUUAUUCUUAUAUUUUACCAUAACAGCAUUACGGUUUACUGACAAUAUUAAGAUGUCCACUCAUAAUUAAGAUAUAUAAGAUUUAUUUAAGAUAUUAAAUUUUGUAAUAUUUUUGAAAAUGUAAGACAUCAUUCUUAUAUUUUACCAUAACAGCAUUAAGGUUAUUUUUAAAAAUGUACAGACUUUGUAGAAUAAAUUUAACAUGUAUCAAACCAGUUGUUUAUUUUGUAAUGAUCGGUAAAUUCAAUGUCAGAAAUAUCUUAAUUACCCUUCAAUAAGUAACCCCUGUUAUAGUGGCUAUAGGGACAUGACAGCUGAAAUUUGAAAUGACUCAAACUGCUGUACCACCUAGCAAACUGCUGAAGAUCGAAAAUGUGUUACCAGUUUUAUCACUGGUAGAAGGGAUUAAGAUAUAAUUCUCACAACAUGACGUUUAGUUGC